This is a messenger RNA of Tetrahymena thermophila SB210, 1089 nucleotides long. RefSeq lists its product as hypothetical. Lineage: Eukaryota; Ciliophora; Oligohymenophorea; Hymenostomatida; Tetrahymenidae. The record is from RefSeq and is a predicted model, not a curated record. The transcript has 4 exons.
UUUAGCUAACAACUAAUAAAUUAAAUAAUAAUAUUUAGCUAUUAUAUUAUCUUUGGCGCUAUUAAACACUAUCUUAAUUUUUUAAUGUAUUCAUUAAUUAAAAGUUAAUAAAUAUUAAGUUAUUGAUACUUAUUCCAUUCACAUUUUUAUAAAAAAGCAUCAAAAAUAGCCAAUUUAAAGCAAAAUGCAAAUGCUCUCUCGACCAAAUACUUCUGAUAAGAAGUACAAAAGAAUGCGCUUUGGGUUAAUAGAAGGAUAAGAGAAUUUAAAAUAAUUUAUAGAAGAUUUUGAGUAAUAAUUCGAUUGUAAAUUUGAGCAAGUAAGAUUAGUAGAUGAAUUGUUUAAAAAAAAUGAAGAAUCUCUAAAUAUUUAUAACAAUGGUAUUAGAGUCAUAAGUUAUCCAGAUUAAAAUUAGCCAUAUGAAAUAGAAUAAAUCUUAUUAAAAGAGUUUGGAAAUUUUUUUGAAUAUUCGUAUAACUUGAUAAAGUCACUUGAUGAUCCUUCUCCUCUUUUAUUAGGACUAGAUUAUGUGUCUACAUCUAAAAUAUAAAUUCAAACUGGAUAGAGGGUUUUCUUGCCACAUUUUGGCUUAAAUGUAUUAGUUUAUGAAUAUAGAGCAGCAGAUAAAAUGUCAGAAUCAGGAACUAGUGGUUAUGUCGCUGAAUUCAAUUAUUACUAUGAGCAAUAAAGCGGUUAAAUAAGUACAAUAGAUAGUCAAAGAGAAAAAAUCAUAGAACUAGAAAAAUUAAUUCAAAAUCAAUUCAAGAAUACUAUUACUAAAUUUGCAGAGAUAAACAUCAAUGUAAAAGACAAGAGAGGUUUUGACGAUGUUAAAAGGCUUAGACCUUUAUUAGAAUGAAUUAGAUUAAAUUAUUUUUAAAUUAAUAUUGUAUAUAGUUCAAGAAAUUAGUUUUUUUAUAAAAUAUAAAAUAAUUUUUUAUAAAGCUUAUUUAUUUUCUUUUUCAAUUUCUCUACUUAAUUAAUGAACUCAAAGCAUUUCAUUGAUUAAAAAAAUUCUAAAAAUUAAUUUUAAUUUAUUUUUUAAUUUCUAAUUUUAAAUCCAGUAUUUUUAAAUCUGACAUAUUGAAU